UAUUCAAUUUUCCGUAGUUAAAAACUUAAGGUGUAUUAUGCAAAAAGUUAAAAAUAGAGUUCAAUAGUACAAUUUACUCUUUUUUCCUUUCGACUUUAAUUGACCAGCGGCUCGCUCCGGCGAACUCAUCAAUCCCCCUCCCGGAGAACCCGGCGACCUCUCUCUCUCUGAAAACCUCCCUUCUCUCUCCUUCUUCCUCAGCCGCCGCUUUCAGAAGCCACUCCUCCUGUUCUCCUUAGAACGGGAGCACAACUUGGUGUUUGCAUCCACACAUCUUCCUUGACUCUUAAGACAUGCCAUUAUCUUGAUAUCCAAAUUUUAAUCCCAGAACACCCAAAAUAGAGAAUCAAAUGGCAAAUCAAAAGGCUCGGCCUCCUAUUUCCGCUCUUAUAAUCAGAAUUUCCCUUCUUUUAUCGUUAUUGUUAUUAUUGACCGCUGUGCCCACUGCUUUCGCCAAAUCUCGUCGCCCUAUAACUGACCUUGAGACCAGACAGAAAAAGAACCAGUGCUAUGCCGAUAUUGAGAGUGGAUUAUGGGGUUGGCAAUGCAAGUCUUCAGCAACAGCAAAAGAAAAUUGUGCUUUACGCUGCCUUUCUCCGACUUGUUAUGAGAUCAUUUAUGAGAGUGAUCCGCUUGAAGAAGGAGAGAAAGAUCUUGUCAGGGGACAAGAGUUCAAGUACUGUAUGCAUAAAUUAUCGUUGGGAGAGAGCCUUGAAGGUAUAAAAAGUUCUUUCGAGUACUAAACAUUAAUUUGGCUCCAAAUAAGGGCGUUGGGUCUUCCUUUGGUUUCCUGUCUACCGCCUUUCCGAAGAGGGAUAAGCAGAGAAAAAUGAAAGAAAAAGAUCUGGGAUUUUCAUAUUGCUAGUUCUUUGAGGUCCUUUCUAAUCUGUUUUUCUGCGUGGGAUGAUUUAAAUGGCGUUAUAAAUCAGAUUCGGAAGGAAUUACAGCAUGAUGAUCACCAACUCUACUUGAAUUAGUUUUUCACAAGUGAGAAAACAGAAACUUGAUUGAUGGAUUUCAGUUAUUGGACUGUGAACUGGGUUUAACCUUGCAUCCAUGCACAAAUACAAUAACAUCUUAACAUUUUAUCUGGCUAUAUUCUUGAUAAUCCAGUCAGGUAGCUGAGCUUCUUAGCUCCAACAUUUGGAUGGAGUCUCCGUUAUUGUUAUUAUUUUUUUCUUCUCUAUGCAUGUAUCAACACUAAACAGAAGUUAAAAUUCUAAGAAGUAAUUUCCAAAU
This is a messenger RNA of Morus notabilis, 1239 nucleotides long. RefSeq lists its product as uncharacterized. The record is from RefSeq and is a predicted model, not a curated record. NCBI's taxonomy places the organism in Eukaryota, Viridiplantae, Streptophyta, Magnoliopsida, Rosales, Moraceae. The coding region runs from base 351 to 743 and encodes 130 amino acids. The transcript is spliced from 6 exons.